AUGAAAGUUAUUGAAUCUACAAUCAAUGAAAUUGAUAUUAAACCAAAAAGAAUUAUAUUUAAAUCAAUUGAAGAAUACAUUAAAGUAUCUCUGAAAGAAGCAGAAGAGAUAUAUAUUGUAUCAAUGAAAGAUUAUAUCUUUGAAGAAUUAUUUGAUAAAUGUAAGAAAUUAUGUAUUGAUGAAUGUGAGAAUUGUCAAUUCAUAAUCAACAAGAAUCAAAUCAAAGAAAUGAAAAUAACAAAAUGUAAAAAUACAGAAAUCACAGGGAAGUUAGAUAAUAUUGAAGAAAUCAUCACAAUAGAUAAUGAAGAAUGUAAUAUUCCAGAAACAAAGAAUGUUAUAAAAGAAGAUACAGAAAUAACAGAAAUGGAUAAUAGAAAUAAAGAUAUAGAAAUAGAAACAGAUAAGAAAUAUGUUAUAAUAAGAAAUAUUCAUGAUCGUAAUAUUAAAAUUAGAAGUAAUAUUAAUAGUGAUGUUCAAUAG
Messenger RNA from Entamoeba dispar SAW760, 483 nucleotides. RefSeq lists its product as uncharacterized. Bases 1 to 483 code for a protein of 160 amino acids. The transcript has a single exon. NCBI's taxonomy places the organism in Eukaryota, Evosea, Mastigamoebida, Endamoebidae. The record is from RefSeq and is a predicted model, not a curated record.